UACGUGUACUUAUAUAAAUAUAUAUAAAUAUCUCCACCACAUCAGGUCCCCUUGACUGUCUCCUUCACAGUGGGCUUCGCAGGCAGACAGACACACAGCUGACUUUCCACCGAGCUGGCCGCUUGUCCUUGCACUACGGGGGAUAAACAGGGACCUUGCAAUGAUCUCUCUGGACUUCAAUUUCAACAUUUUGACCAGGGAUCUGUCACAUUAUCUGGAAAAUCAGGUGAAAGUUGGUCUGUUCGGAUCGGGAGUCGGACUGUCUCUGGUGCUGGGCUUUAGCGCAGCGUACACCUGCUACUAUCUGCUCUCAGUAGCCAAGAAGCCACAGCUCAUCUCGGGGGGUAAGAAGUUCUACCACUUCCUGAGGGAGCAAUGUCCCGUAGUGUCAGAAACCUACUACCCCACCUUUUGGUGCUGGGAGAGCCGCAUCCAGACUCUGCUGAGACCCUUUGUAACAGCCAAACCGGGGGUCGUCUACAGAAAUGAGCUCAUAAAGGCAGCAGAUGGAGGACAGAUCUCUUUGGAUUGGUUCGACAACGACGACAGCCUCUCUCAUCCCGACCCCGCCACCAGGCCCACAGUCCUCCUCCUCCCGGGUCUGACCGGCACCAGCCGAGAGUCCUACAUCCUGCACAUGGUCCAGCAGAGCCGUGAUCUGGGCUAUAGAUGUGUGGUAUUCAACAACAGAGGGGUUUCCGGUGAAACGCUGCUGACCCCGAGGACCUACUGUGCAGCCAACACAGAGGAUCUGGAGACUGUUAUUGAGCACAUCCAGAGGACUAAUGAAGCUGCUCCAAUCAUGGCUGCUGGAGUAUCAAUGGGCGGGAUGAUGCUGGCCAACUACUUGGGGCGCAAAGGCCGGGAGACCUGUCUGAGAGGGGUCGUCGUCUUCUCAGCAGGCUGGGAUGUGUUCGAGUGCACCGCUUCGCUGGAAAAACCCCUGGACCGCUUCCUCUUCAACUCCUACCUCACCAGCUGCCUACAAGCGUCUGUGCACAGACACAGACCAGUGCUGGAAAAGUGUUACGACAUCGAUCAUGUCAUGAAGGCAAAGACCAUUCGAGAGUUUGACGAGAGGUUCACUUCCAUAAUGUUUGGUUAUCCCACCAAUGACGACUACUACCAUGAUGCCAGUCCUGUCCACAGGCUGAAAUCUGUGCAGGUGCCAAUGCUGUGUCUGAACGCUGCUGAUGAUGUCUUUUCCCCGUCUCACGCCAUUCCAGUGGAGGCAGUGAAGAAGAAUCCCAACCUGGCCCUGCUCAUUACCUGUCACGGCGGCCAUAUCGGUUUCCUGGAGGGCCUGUGGCCUCGACGGAGCACGUACAUGGACCGAGUCUUCAAGCAGUUUGCUAAGGCCGUCAUCGAACAAGGCAGCGGACUCCAAGACCUCUCAUUAUAAGAGAACUUAACAAAGUUUGACUUCCUCUCUCGUAUGCCUUUCUUCUUUCUUUCCUUCCUUCCUUUAAUCGUUUCUUUCAUCCAUCUUUCCUUGCUGCAUUCCAUCCUUUAUUCCUUCCAUAUCUCAGUCAAUUCUUACUUGUUUUUCUUCCUACCUUCCUUCCUUUGACCUUUUUCCCUCUUUUACUCCUGCCCUUCAUCCCACCUUCUCUGCAUUCCAUCCAUCCUUCAUUCCUUCCCUCUCUACCUAACCCUAUUCUACCUACUUCCUUCCUUCCAUUGACCUUCUUUUAUCGUUGCCCUCCAUCCCUCCGUCCCAUUCUUCCUCCCGCCACAAGCAAAAAAAAAACAUUCUCUCUCAUUUUGAAGGGCACAUCUUAUUGAUCGCAGCAUUUGUGUCGCAUUCAUUUAUUUAUUCCACGCAGCUAACAAGUCAUUGUAUAUAAUCACGCUGUCAGUGGUAUGUUUAUUAAAAAAAGAAGCAUAGCUGCUCAUGUCACCGUUGAAAAGAUGAACGCAUCUCAGUCAGUUGCAUUAGCUAGCUAACAAAUUCUGCGAUUACAUUGUGCAAUCGUUUUCUUUUGAAGUUAACACAAGUACUGUACAUGGAAAUCCAAUCAUCUUGAACCUUUAGUACUUAUAUCAGUAGGAUUUUAGCCCUCAGGGAUUUUCUUUAUGUACUCAUACUUCCUGUGUAAAUUUGUUUUGUCAAUCAUUCUCCUUUAGUUUGUAUUUUCCUUGUUUAAAGGUAGAUGUUAUUUACCAGUUGACAUACGGUUCUUUCUUUUCUUUAAGGUAAUAGUUUGAUAUUUUGGGAUAUACGCUUAUUUGCGUUCUUGCGGAGAGUUAAAUGCGAAGAUUGAUACCACUUUCAUGUCUAAGCUAGCCGAUUAGCUUAGCUUAGCAUAAAGACUGGAAGCAGGUGACAAAAUCCACCUACGAGCAGACUGAUUUUUUUUACUAUUGGUUUCCCACU
Messenger RNA from Sebastes umbrosus (honeycomb rockfish), 2377 nucleotides. RefSeq names its product abhydrolase domain containing 3, phospholipase (gene abhd3). Lineage: Eukaryota; Metazoa; Chordata; Actinopteri; Perciformes; Sebastidae. Gene Ontology annotation, molecular function: A2-type glycerophospholipase activity; glycerophospholipid phospholipase A1 activity; monoacylglycerol lipase activity. The coding region runs from base 161 to 1402 and encodes 413 amino acids. The record is from RefSeq and is a predicted model, not a curated record. The transcript is spliced from 9 exons. Gene Ontology annotation, biological process: phosphatidylcholine metabolic process; medium-chain fatty acid catabolic process; medium-chain fatty acid biosynthetic process.